ACUCAAAUCGGCACGGCAGUUACACCAAACUCGUAUAACAUUGAUUUUUUUAACCACACUUCAUAUUUGUACUGGUGCCAAAAGUUAUAGUGCAGAAGUUUACGGAUAUUACAAUUUAUAUCGUAUGCGGAUUUAUAAAUUUGCGCCAAACGCAAAAUUUAUUUCAAAAUUUUGGUAAAAUGAGUUUCGAUUUCAGAUCUCAGCGUCAUCUGUCUUUUAGCUUUGAUAGUAGCAGAACCUUAAAUCAACAACUGUCUUUCUUACCGACUAUGAGUUUACAUUCUAUUACAGAAUAUCUUGAUGAUCUUAAAAUGUCAAGAAGGCGGGGCAAGGAUUACGAACAUGUGGAUUAUACGAAGUUAAGCAGUACUGAUAAUGGUUUUGUGGAUGCACAAUUUACUAAUCCACCCACCAAAAUUCCAUGGAGGGCUGUUACUCUCGCUACCUUAUUAUUUAUUGCCGGUAGCGCUCUGUUAAUAGUUGGUAGUCUUAUUGUUAGUGGCCGUAUUGAUUCAAAGUACGCAGAUCGUAUGUGGCCCAUGAUUAUAUUAGGAAUAUUAAUGUUUAUUCCUGGUGCAUACCAUGUUCGCAUUGCUUACUAUGCCUUUCGACAGGUUCCGGGGUAUUCAUUUGAUGAUAUUCCUGAAUUCGACUGACUUACCAUAGUAUUUCCAUAAGGAGUGCAAUAUAUUUUUGUGUUAGGGCCAUAUGAACUGAAUCAAUUUCUAUACAAAGCACAGAGCAUACAUUAGAUGUGAUGAAGGUCUUAUGUUUAAAUUAAAUAAAAAAUAGGUAAUUUGUAAAGCCAAAUUUAUAAUAGGUACCUACAUACGGAGUAGUGUUCAUACAUCAGUUCAUGCUUGCCAAUAAAUCACUAGUUAACUACCUAGAGUGGAAUUAUUUUGUUAUGAACAGUUGUGCAGUAGACCAAAGAUUUUAUAUUUACUUACAAGACAAUGUUUCAAACAGUGGCAUGAAUCGGUUUUUUCCGAAUUCUGCUUACGGACGCCCAUCUUAUAGCUCAUAACAAAAUAACCCCACUGUAAAAUCUGCAAUUUAUACACAAAGUGUAGAAACGGGUCACUAAUUGUUAAGUGGGAAAUAAAUGAAAUAUAAAAAAUGUUUUCAAUGUAAGUAUGUUGUCCUUUCUUGCACUGUGUGAUGACUAUCAUCAACCACUCAAAAAUCUCAUUUCAUAAACUAAUAUAAUAAAAUAAGUAUACAAUGGCCUGAAUUACUUUACCAUAUACCUACAUUUAGCUUUUAUUUUAUUGACUUGUAAGUAAAU
Messenger RNA from Photinus pyralis (common eastern firefly), 1288 nucleotides. Its product is annotated as transmembrane protein 230. NCBI's taxonomy places the organism in Eukaryota, Metazoa, Arthropoda, Insecta, Coleoptera, Lampyridae. Gene Ontology annotation, cellular component: endomembrane system. The record is from RefSeq and is a predicted model, not a curated record. The coding region runs from base 180 to 656 and encodes 158 amino acids. The transcript has 2 exons.